Molecule: messenger RNA, 897 nt
Organism: Eurytemora carolleeae
Lineage: Eukaryota; Metazoa; Arthropoda; Copepoda; Calanoida; Temoridae
Exons: 3
Coding region: 307-882 (191 amino acids)
Source: RefSeq, a predicted model, not a curated record
UUACAUAAAAAUAUACACCCUGUUUAUGGGUUAACGUGACGGUCAAAAUAAUUUCAAUUGAAUACCAAUCAAAGAUGCCGUGUUUUCCGUUUCAAAACUUGACACCCUUUCACCCUUUUUGACACCCUUUCACCCUUUAAACCCUUUUUUGAGCCACAAAUAAGAAGAUAUGGUCAUUUUUUAGCAUUAAGAGUGUUUAAACGAAGGUUUAUAAUCCUGCAAAUGCAGGGUUACUUAAACUUACGAACCCUAUUGCAUACUUAGAUAAUAAUGUGAUCUUUCAGAUACUAUUUUUUAUGCCGGAAUAUGUCUCUGAUCUCUGACUUCCAACGUGAACUAUUGAACUCUAUUAUGGGUGUUGAGUGUAAACGGUUAAAUCUAGUGAGAAAGCAUGAUAAAAAUCUCUCCACUCUUGGAGAAUUCAGUUUUCCUUGUUUAUCCAACACCAAGGUUUGGGGGGAGGAGAAGGAUAUAAACAAGGUUCGAAAUACAGCGUUGAGAUCUCUAAGCUUGGAUCGGAUAGAAGCCCAGAAGGAGAUCUGUGUCGUUUUCCUGAACAGGGAAUACGCACUUGGUAAACUGUUCAGAGCUGCUAAAGAUCCGGAUGUUGAAUGCUGCGAUGCUACAACAAACGAAAUUGUUGAGAGCAAGGAUGCAUCAACGAAUACAGACUUGAUCAAUCCUGAUGAUUUAGACUUAACUUCUGCCAGAUUUGUUUUUAUGUCCGAUAUCAUAGGUAGAUGUAUGAAGAGAGUGGGUGGAAAGUAUCCAGUUUCAAACGAACACUUUACAAAGGUUGGUCCUGUUUUGGAAGCUGGGAGUAGGAAGAAAACUAAGUUGUCACUAGCUAAGUUUCAAAAUGAGGUAUUCAUAUUUCCCUAAAAACCCCUUUUCGAA